This is a messenger RNA of Grammomys surdaster, 1491 nucleotides long. RefSeq names its product cholinergic receptor nicotinic beta 4 subunit (gene Chrnb4). NCBI's taxonomy places the organism in Eukaryota, Metazoa, Chordata, Mammalia, Rodentia, Muridae. The transcript has 6 exons. Gene Ontology annotation, biological process: nervous system process; signal transduction; monoatomic ion transmembrane transport. The record is from RefSeq and is a predicted model, not a curated record. The coding region runs from base 1 to 1488 and encodes 495 amino acids. Gene Ontology annotation, molecular function: transmembrane signaling receptor activity; acetylcholine-gated monoatomic cation-selective channel activity. Gene Ontology annotation, cellular component: synapse; postsynaptic membrane; neuron projection.
AUGAGGGGUACACCCCUGCUCCUCGUCUCUCUGUUCGUUCUGCUUCAGCGUGGGGACUGCCGCCUGGCUAACGCAGAGGAGAAGCUGAUGGAUGACCUCCUGAACAAAACCCGCUACAACAACCUGAUCCGCCCAGCCACCAGCACCUCUCAGCUCAUCUCCAUCCGCCUGGAGCUCUUACUGUCCCAGCUCAUCAGUGUGAAUGAGCGAGAACAGAUCAUGACCACCAACAUCUGGCUGAAACAGGAAUGGACUGACUACCGCCUGGCCUGGAACAGCUCCUGCUAUGAAGGCGUGAACAUUCUGAGGAUCCCCGCAAAGCGUGUCUGGUUGCCUGAUAUCGUGUUGUACAACAAUGCUGAUGGGAUCUAUGAGGUGUCUGUCUACACCAACGUCAUCGUGCGUUCCAAUGGUAGCAUCGAGUGGCUGCCUCCUGCUAUCUACAAGAGUGCCUGCAAGAUUGAGGUGAAACAGUUUCCCUUCGACCAGCAGAACUGCACCCUCAAGUUUCGCUCCUGGACCUAUGACCACACAGAGAUUGAUAUGGUUCUUAAAUCACCCACAGCCAUCAUGGAUGACUUUACCCCCAGUGGUGAAUGGGACAUUGUGGCCCUCCCAGGACGAAGGACAGUGAACCCGCAGGACCCCAGCUAUGUGGACGUGACCUAUGACUUCAUCAUCAAGCGCAAGCCGCUCUUCUACACCAUCAAUCUCAUCAUCCCGUGUGUGCUCAUCACCUCCCUGGCUAUCCUGGUCUUCUACCUGCCUUCCGACUGCGGGGAGAAGAUGACGCUCUGUAUCUCUGUACUGCUGGCGCUCACAUUCUUCCUGCUGCUCAUCUCCAAGAUCGUGCCUCCCACCUCCCUUGACAUUCCACUCAUUGGCAAGUACCUCUUGUUCACCAUGGUGCUGGUCACCUUUUCCAUCGUCACCACAGUGUGUGUUCUCAAUGUGCACCACCGCUCACCCAGCACUCACACCAUGGCAUCCUGGGUCAAGGAGUGCUUCCUGCAUAAGCUGCCCACCUUCCUCUUCAUGAAGCGCCCAGGUCUUGAAGUCAGCCCCGCCAGGGUCCCUCAACCCACCCGGCUGCACUUGACCACAAAUGAAGCUGCAGCCACCUCUGCCUUAGGCCCCACCAGCCCAUCCAACCUCUAUGGGAAUUGCAUGUACUUUGUGAACCCUGUCCCUGCUGCUCCUAAGUCUGCAGCCAGCUCCCACACCGCAGGCCUCUCCAGGGAUACCCGGCUGAGGUCCUCUGGGAGGUUCCGGCAGGAUCUACAGGAAGCAUUAGAGGGCGUCAGCUUCAUCGCCCACCAUCUGGAGAGUGAUGACCAAGAUCAGAGUGUCAUCGAGGACUGGAAAUUCGUCGCGAUGGUCGUUGACCGCCUGUUCCUGUGGGUGUUCGUGUUUGUGUGUAUUCUGGGCACCAUGGGGCUCUUCCUACCACCCCUCUUCCAGAUCCACGCACCCUCCAAGGGCCCCUAGGCU